AUGGCACUGAGAGCUCCAGUCAGAGACUACUUAGUUUCUGUGAUUGGUGAGCUUGUUGGGACAUUUCUGUUCCUGUUCUUUGCAUUUGCUGCCGCACAAACAGCAAACCAACCCAACGGAACCACACCUCUUACACCCAAUGCAACCGACACAUCGAAGCUUCUAUACAUUGCCCUUGCAUUUGGUGCCAGUCUUGCAGCAAAUGUUUGGAUCUUCUUUCGUGUUAGUGGUGGGCAGUUUAAUCCGGCUGUGACCCUCGCACUCGUGCUUAUUAGAGCAGUAUCUCCAAUGAAAGCAUUACUACUUGUGCCGACUCAGCUUGUGGGCGGAAUUUUAGCUGCUCUGGUAGUCAAAGCUAUUAUACCGGGCGAUGAUAUACUCUUCGCAGUAUCACUCGGACCAGGUGUUACAGAUGUCCAAGGCCUAUUCAUCGAACUCCUUUUGACCUUCAUGCUCGUGUUCACAAUCCUCAUGCUCGUGGCCGAAAAAACAAAAUCUACCUUUGUCGCACCCAUCGGUAUUGGAAUCUCACUCUUCAUUGGCCAUCUUGUUGGUAUCUUCUGGACAGGGGCAGGAAUUAAUCCCGCCCGAGCAUUCUCACCAGCGGUCGUUCAAGCUUCAUUCCCCAUUUAUCAUUGGAUUUACUGGCUUGGACCUGCCGUAGGAUCCUUUCUUGCUGCAGCGUUAUACCUAGGACUGAAAGCGAUGAAGUAUGAAUUAGUGGGUGGGGAUGCGGACAAGGAAAAACGAGAGGAAAGGUUGAGCAUGCAACAAGCAGACCUUAUUAUUGAAACUCUUCGGGGAUUACCUAGCGAUGCAAGUCUCACGGAUUUGAAGAGAGGUCCCGAGAUCAGAGUUUUGGGGGAUGAUAUGAAGAUUAGGAAGAGUCGAUUCGGAUCUAACGAUUCUGCGAAUUUCUCAAGCUGGGUCAGAGUCGAGGAAAUCUCUGAAUGUCCCCUUCCCACUUCCAAUAAAUCACCUAAUCCACGUAGAGCAUCACGCAUCGUGGUUAUUGGGGCUGGCAUGGGAGGGUUAUCUUGCGCAUUGUCAUUGGCCAAGGAGGGGUUUACAAACAUCGAAGUGUAUGAGACAGCGUCAAAUUUGGGGUUUGUCGGCGCUGGAAUCCAAUUGGCGCCAAACAUGGCGAAAAUAUUGGACAGAUUGGGCUGUUGGAAAGAGAUUGAGGCCGAAGCUAUUGAUCUGAAAGAGACUAGUAUCAGACAGGGCGAUUCCGAUACUGAACUGGCUCACGUGGAUCUUUUGUACAUAAGGGAUACUUAUAAGUACCCCCACAUGGUUGGUCACCGAUCCUUACUUGCUGGCGCAAUGUACGAGGCUUGUAAGAAAGAAAACAACAUCAAAUUCCACUUCUCUGUAGAAGCCGAAGCUGUUGAGUCUUUUGGCCCCAAACCUUUCUUGAGAGUUAAACCACGCGAAGGAGAUUCCUAUACUAUCGAAGCAGAUGUCAUACUCGCAUCAGAUGGAAUAAAAUCUAUUGUUCGAUUGAAGAUUCUGUCUGAAUUAAACCAUGACGCUCAUAUUACCGACACACAUCAAGCGUCAUAUAGAAUUAUGCUAAAGCGAGAGGAGAUGGAAAACGAUCCCGAGCUUUUGGAACUUAUCAAUGGAGAUAAGGUCACAAGAUAG
Messenger RNA from Sclerotinia borealis F-4128, 1647 nucleotides. The record is from the annotation of a GenBank genome assembly. NCBI's taxonomy places the organism in Eukaryota, Fungi, Ascomycota, Leotiomycetes, Helotiales, Sclerotiniaceae.